This is a messenger RNA of Amborella trichopoda, 1918 nucleotides long. RefSeq names its product 1-aminocyclopropane-1-carboxylate synthase. Gene Ontology annotation, molecular function: pyridoxal phosphate binding; transaminase activity. The record is from RefSeq and is a predicted model, not a curated record. Gene Ontology annotation, biological process: biosynthetic process; amino acid metabolic process. Lineage: Eukaryota; Viridiplantae; Streptophyta; Magnoliopsida; Amborellales; Amborellaceae.
UCCAUACAAAACGAAGGUGGCUUUCAAUUAACGCUAUCUAUCAAUUUGAAUCCAGCUUAGGUUUUUUUUGCGUGGGCUAGCUGUUGAUAAUUUUGAUCAUUAGUGGGCUAACGGUUGAUAAUUUUGAUCAUUAGCAGUACUACAUAUCAAGAUUCGAUUCAUAAUAACAGAGAAUGAUGAACAUGUGUAAUCCCCAUUUGCUUUCAAAUGUGGCAACGAAUGAUGCCCAUGGUGAGAACUCUCCUUAUUUCGAUGGUUGGAAGGCGUAUGAUGAUAAUCCUUACCAUCCCAUCAACAAACCUCACGGUGUCAUCCAAAUGGGCUUAGCAGAAAAUCAGCUAUGCUUUGAUUUGAUAGAGGAUUGGAUGAGGAGGAACCCUCAAGCAUCAAUAUGCACUUCUCAAGGGCUGUCCAACUUCAAAGAGAUCGCUCUCUACCAAGAUUACCACGGAUUGCCAUCUUUCACAAAGGCGGUGGCGGAGUUCAUGGAGCAAAUAAGAGGGGGGCGAGCCAAGUUCGACCCCAAUCGCAUCGUGAUGAGCGGAGGAGCCACUGGUGCUAAUGAACUGAUCGCCUUCUGCUUGGCCGACCCCGGUGAAGCCUUCCUCCUGCCUACUCCUUACUAUCCAGGGUUCGACCGCGAUGUUAAGUGGCGCACUGGGGUGGAACUGAUACCUGUGCACUGCAAGUACUCCAACGACUUCCGCCUCUCUAUCGGGGACCUUGAAGCUGCUUAUAAUGGAGCCCAAGAGAGGAACAUCAAGGUUAAGGGAGUCUUAGUAGCCAGUCCCUCGAACCCACUCGGCACUGUUCUAGACGAGGCCACCCUCAUUGAGCUCCUAGAAUUCUCAACCCAAAAGCAGGUGCACCUAGUUUGUGAUGAGAUCUACUCCGCCACCGUCUUCUUCAGUGACAAGCGCUUCAUCAGUGUAGCAGAGAUCCUGCAGAAGUACCCUGGCCGGUUCGACCAAACCCUCGUCCACAUCGUUUACAGCCUCUCCAAGGACCUCGGCCUUCCUGGCUUCAGGGUUGGGAUCAUUUACUCCUACAAUGACAUUGUGGUGAAGAGCGGGCGAAGGAUGUCGAGCUUCGGGCUCGUAUCCACUCAGACUCAGCACCUCCUUGCAUGCCUCCUUGCUGAUAAGGUCUUUGUGGCUAAGUUCCUCGAAGAGAGCCGAGCACGGCUAAAGGCACGGUUCACUACGUUGACUAAAGGUCUGGAGAGAGUGGGGAUCCACUGCCUUAAGGGAGGCGGUGGGCUCUUUUGCUGGAUGAACCUGAGGCCACUGCUCCAAGAGGCCACUGUGGAGGAGGAGCUGCGCAUAUGGAGGCGCAUUGUCCAUGAGGUCAGGCUCAAUGUGUCCCCAGGAUCCUCCUUUCACUGUACAGAGCCCGGGUGGUUCCGAGUCUGCUUCGCUAACAUGGAUGAGGCGACAAUGGCUACCGCCCUUCAUCGGAUUAAAAGUUUCCUGCCAACAAUGGCCCCAAGGCGACGCCGACCCGAAAUAGGCCUGGUUCUCUCUGCUUCUCGGACCAUGGAGGAGAUGAAGGACCAAGGGAAGCACAUGCUUGACUUCCAUCCUCUCUCAUCUCCUCAUUCUCCUCUCCUCAAGGCCACCUCCUGACCAACCCACCUUUUUAUUUUCAGCCUUUCUUAACUACUCAACUUCUAGUUCUUUGAUACUCACAUUGCCUGUGAGCAUUCCAUUAGGUUUUAUGGGGCACCUUCCCCCAUUAUAUUUUUUUUUCCAAUUCUUUGAAUUGGAUAAACAUUUGCUAGGAUCACUUGAAUCCUCAAGUAAAUAAUAGAGCAAAUGUAAAAUACAUAUUUUUCUGUAAUUGCACAGAUCACUUGAAUAUUCCUGCUUUCUUUUCCUUUAUUUCUUGGUAAGUUUUGUUUUUUUCCAUCUGUAUUAAA